GCCCCGGCCUGCCAUUCCGACUAUUCCGAGUUCGCGCGCCGUGUCCAGUUCCAAAUUAGAUUGAAAGCAUUGUGAUUUUAAGCGAAAUUGGAGAACUUUGGUGUCGAAACAGUUCCAGAAGUUGGAAUUACUAAUUAACAGUCUUUAUUUAACCGUUACCAUUGAAUCCUUAUCCACCAUGUUUUGGGGACUGAUAAUGGAACCGAACAAACGGUACACCCAAGUGGUGGAAAAACCGUUCCACAUAUCCCAGGCGGCGAUGGACACCUCUACAGGCGAUGAUGGCCCGUGCCAAGUUAUGGUGGUGGUCGACGGAAAGAACUUUUUGGUGUGCACUCUUCAGAAGUUGACCAAUAUCCAAGUGCCUUUGGAUCUGUACUUCAAAUCCGGAGAUGCUAUUUCAUUUAUGACAAACGGAAAGAGCAAUGUCCACUUAACUGGCUACCUGGACCCUGAGUUUGAAGACGAAGAGGAGUCUGAAGGUGAUGAGGAGGAAGAGGAUGAGGCCCCCACUCUGGUAUCCGCAGCUAAGAGGAAACUUGAGAACAGCAAUGAGAAAAAUGCCAAAAAGCAAAAGAAGGACAAGAAAGCCGCCCAGGCUGACAGCUCAGACUCUGAUGAUGAAGGUGAAGACCAGCUCCAGAAGAUCCUUGAUGGUGAAGACCUGGACACAGAUGACAAUGAUGACUCCUUCAAGCUAAACACCACGGCUGAGGAUAGUGAUAGUGAUGAAGAAGAGUCCGAUGACGAUGAGGAAGCAGAAGACGAGGAAGGCGAGGAAGAAGAAGAAGACGAGUCAUCAGAGGAGGCGGAGACCACCCUCGACACUAGCAAGGAGGAGGCCAAGGUGGACAUGUCCAAGCUGAGCAAGUCAGCUAGAAGGCGCCUGAAGAAGAAGCUACAGAAGCAGGGCAAGGAGCCGCAGCUCAACGGUGUCGACAAGCCUAAGAAAGAUGCUAAAGGCGAGCAACAGCAAAAAAAAACGAAGAAGCCAGAGGCCAAGAAGGAAGCUCAACAGAAUGGACAAGUUGAAAAGAAAGAAAAGAAGAUCAUCAGCGGAGGCGUGGCCAUUGAGGACUUGAAAGUUGGCAACGGACCUGUUGCCAAGCCAGGCAAAAAUGUUAUGGUAUACUAUGAAGGGCGCCUGAAGUCCAACAACAAGAUGUUCGACAACUGCCUGAAGGGGCCCGGGUUCAAGUUCCGCCUGGGCGGCAAGGAGGUGAUCACGGGCUGGGACGUCGGCGUCAGCGGCAUGAAGGUCGGCGGCAAGAGGCGCAUCGUCUGUCCGCCCAACAUGGCGUAUGGUGCUAAAGGCUCCCCUCCAGUCAUUCCGCCUAAUUCCACCCUAGUCUUCGAAGUGGAACUGAAGAAUGUUAAAUAGGUGUAAGGAAGCUGUGUCGCCAGUGUCACACGGACACUCGUUUGUUUCGGAUCCGCCGAGGUUGUUGAAUGUUGCCAUGAAUGAGAGGAUUGUUUGAUCAUGGUUUGUUAACGCAAGGUUUUUCUUAUUAUAUUUUUCCUUAUAUGGUUUAGGAUGAAACUACCUUGCUUUAUCAGAUCAUUGUUUGCUUAUGUUUAAGGUGCUAGUAUGAAGUAUCUGCAAUGGUAUUGAUCAAAAUGCACAAUUUGUAACAUCUGUUUCUAAUCCCGUUGCAAAAACUUCAUACUUGUGUUAAGCUGGCCAUACACACUAGGGUAAGCCUGCGCAGUUUUAUCAACUGCACAGGUAAAACAGAGCGUGUGGCAUUGGACUGUGCAGUUUCCUAUACAGCUUUGCCUGUGCAGUUGAACUGUACAGGCAAAACUGCGUAGGCAUACCCUAGUGUGUAUGGCCAGCUUUAGACUGUAAGCUUGUAUAAGUUAGAUUGUAAGAACUCUGCUGGACAUAAUUAUGAGUAUUUCAUACUUGUAAUUCAAUAUUUUAUGUUAAUUUAAACACUGAAUUUUAAUAAAAUAUUUUAUCAUAAUCAGUAGAAGAUCUACUUUCAUUUGGCAGUUUUAGUAAUUAAAGGCCUCAUUUGUAAGUCAAUAAAUUGUAAAAAUUACCUGCAUUGAAUAUUGCCAUUUGAUUGUUAUAUUUUAUCUGUCAUGUGAUUAACUUCAGUAUCAUCACACAAACAAUUUAUUUGUCACUAAUCAAAUCAUGGCAAUAGAAUGGCAGGAAUAAAAUUCCGAAUUCCA
Cydia strobilella is the source of this 2181-nucleotide messenger RNA. RefSeq names its product 46 kDa FK506-binding nuclear protein (gene Fkbp45). Gene Ontology annotation, cellular component: nucleolus; chromatin. The record is from RefSeq and is a predicted model, not a curated record. Gene Ontology annotation, molecular function: peptidyl-prolyl cis-trans isomerase activity. The transcript has 8 exons. The coding region runs from base 179 to 1381 and encodes 400 amino acids. NCBI's taxonomy places the organism in Eukaryota, Metazoa, Arthropoda, Insecta, Lepidoptera, Tortricidae.